Trifolium pratense (red clover) is the source of this 5432-nucleotide messenger RNA. Its product is annotated as putative disease resistance protein At3g14460. The transcript has 3 exons. NCBI's taxonomy places the organism in Eukaryota, Viridiplantae, Streptophyta, Magnoliopsida, Fabales, Fabaceae. The record is from RefSeq and is a predicted model, not a curated record. The coding region runs from base 167 to 4684 and encodes 1505 amino acids. Gene Ontology annotation, biological process: defense response to other organism. Gene Ontology annotation, molecular function: ADP binding.
AAUGAAAGGAAAAUUCUUCACGUGUAACGGCCAAGCCACUGUGAUCAUGUAAUGACCACUAGUUAAACCAACAACCCCAUAAUGAAAACAGAACAGAUAGUAUUUCUUAUCCACUUGAUAGCCCACAUAUUUCAUCUUCUUCUUCUUCUUCCAAACUAAGCAACUAAUGGCAGACACAGCAGUCUCACGCUCAAAUUCUGUGAAGGUAUUGUUAGACGCGCUUGUUUCAGCUAAAGUCGUCGACAAUAUCAAGAGCACAAAACUCGACGUUUCACUCUUUAAAAAGCUCAAGACAACACUGCUCAAACUUCAAGUUAUACUUACUUAUGCUAAAGACAAACGUAUCACCACCAACAACCUUACCGUAGGCCUUUGGCUGGAAAUUCUGAGGACAAAUGCUGUCAUUACUCAAAUUUACGAUUUGUUUGACGAAAUCAACAUUGAGGCAUUGCGCUGCAAAGUGGAAGCACCUGACUAUCGGUUUAAUAGGAUGAUUAACUAUAAAUUGCAAAGAUUAAUCGAAAGAUUAGAGUUCUAUUAUGAAUUGCAAAGAUCAAUUGAAAGAAUAAUUGUUUCUAAUUCAAGUAGUUAUUGGAUUGAAAUUCUUACUACUACAAGUUUUGAUCUAGUUGAUGACUCUUCUAUACAUAUACAACUCCUCCCACUCUCAACUUCUGUCAAGGUUUUGUUAGACAGGCUUGUUUCUAGUUUGUUCGUGGAUUUCUUCCGGAGCAAGAUAGUUGAUGAUUCAUCAUUUUUGGAUAAGCUGAAGAUAAGACUGGCAAGGCUUCAAGAUGUACUUAAUUAUGCUAUGCGGAGACAUUUCACCGAUCCCACCGUCAUGGUCCUCAUGGAAUGGUUUGGUAUGCUGCAAUAUGAUGUCUUUGAAGUUGAAACUUUGUUUGACGAAAUCAACACUGAGGCAUUGCGGCGGUACAAAGGGAAAAUCACUCCUACUACUUCUCAGGUGCUAAUAAAUCUUUCUUCUCCUUUCAAACGGUGGGUGAUUAAUUCUAAAAUGCAAAAAUUAAUAGAAAGUUUGGAAUGCUUGAGUCCAGGUGGACAAAAAGGUGAACUAGAUGUUUCCAUUGUAAUUAUACAAAACCUUUCACUUUCAACUUCUGUGAACGCCUUGUUAGACAGGCUUGAUUCUGUUGAAUUCAUAGACAACUUCCGAAGCACGAAACUUGAUGUUUCACUCUUGGAAAAGCUUAGGAGAACACUGUUGGUUCUUCAUCGUGCUGGGGAGGAACAGGAACAUAUAUUUAUUGUGGGACAUUGGCUGGAUAUAUUGAGAAAUGUUGUCUUUGAAGUUGGCUAUUUCUUGGACGAAAUCAACCCUGAGGCAUUGCAUUGCGAAGUCGAAGGAAAGUUGAAACAUCUUUCUUCUCCUUCCAAUUCUAAAUUUCAAAAAUUAAUUGAAAGAUUAGAAUUCUUGAGUUCACGAGCACAAGGUCAAUUUGGUGGUUCAAGUUCCAGAAGUUUUUGGAAUGAAUCUCCUAGAAAUUCUGUUUUGGAUGAUGAAUCUUCUAUUUAUGGAAGAGACACUGAUAUAAAGAAACUUAAACAUCUUUUGUUGUCUAGUGAUGACGAUGAUAUUAAAAUAGGAAUUAUUUCCAUUGUGGGUAUUGAAGGGAUUGGUAAAACAACACUUGCUAAACUUCUUUACAACGAUCCCGAAGUAUAUGACAAAUUUGAGUUAAAAUUCUGGGCACAUGUCUCAAAACAUUUGGAUGAAUCAAUUGUUUUGGAAACCCUUCUUGAUGACCGCUAUAGAGAAAGAGAUGACACAAGUGGCGUAAAUAACCGUUACCCAAAGUUUUUACUAGUAUUGGAUGAGGUAAGGGAUACAGGAUCUAUCAAUUGGACAUUACUGAUGAAUAUCUGUAAUGUUGGCGAAACAGGAAGUAGGAUCAUCAUCACAACACAGGAUGAAGGAGUUGCACUAUCCGUGCAAACCUUUGCACCAUCCAUUCAAACCUUUCUUUCUAUCCACUACUUGAGACCUCUGGAAAGUGAAGAUUGUUGGUCUUUACUUGCGAGACAUGCAUUUGGAGCAUGUAAUGACCAACAACAAUUCAAUCUAGAAGGAAUUGGCAGAGAAAUUGCAAAUAAAUGUUUUGGAUCACCAUUUGCUGCAGUAGCACUUGGGGAUAUUCUUCGCAUCAAAUUGUCCCCAGAUUACUGGAAUGUUGUGCUAGAAAGUGACAUUUGGGUAUUGACAGAUCAUGAUGUGCAGCCUUUUAUUCAAUUGAGCUACCAUUAUCUUUCGACUUCUUUAAAACGAUGUUUUGCAUAUUGUUCAAUUUUUCCAAAGAAGUCCAUCAUAGAAAAAAAAAUCGUAGUUCAGUUGUGGAUUGCAGAAGGCUUGGUAGAAUCGUCCACUAACCUGGAAAAAGUUGGAGAAGAAUACUUUGAUGUACUAGUAUCAAGGUCGUUGAUACAACGAUCUAUUGGUGAUGAGGGAGAAAACUAUGAAAUGCAUAACCUCGUCCAUGAUUUCGCUACAGAGGUUUCUUCUUCAUAUUGUAUCAAUAUGGACGAACAUAACCUUCAUGAUAGGGUACAUAACUUAUCAUACAAUAGAGGGAUAUUUGACUCAUAUACUAAAUUUGAUAAAUUGUAUGGACUAGAAGGUCUACGUACCUUUCUAGCCUUACCAUUACAAGAAAAAUUGCCGCUUUGUUUGCUUUCAAACAAGGUAGUACAUGACUUGCUGCCAACAAUGAAACAAUUACGCGCGCUGUCUUUGUCAAACUACAAGAGUAUCACUGAGUUACCCAACUCUAUUGGAGAUUUGUUAUACCUGCAGUACUUAAAUCUUUCUCACACUGAGAUUGAAAAGUUGCCUACUGAAACAUGCAAGCUUUACAAUCUGCAGUUCUUGUUGUUGGCAGGUUGUAAAAGGCUCAUUGAAUUGCCGGAUGACAUUGGGAAGUUGGUUAAUCUUCGUCACCUUGAUGUUAGUGACACUGCAUUGAGGGAGAUGCCCGUACAAAUAGCCAAACUAGAAAAUCUCCAAACUUUGUCUAACUUUGUUGUCAGCAAACACAAUCAUGGAUUGAAGCUUGCGGAGCUGGAAAACUUUCCCCGCCUACAUGGAAAACUUUCUAUCUCACAGCUACAAAAUGUUAAUGAUCUCUUUGAAGCAGAUGAAGCCAAUAUGAAGAUGAAAGAUCAGAUAGACGAGUUAGCUUUAGAAUGGGAUUGUGGUAGUAAUGUUUCAAAUUCACAAACUCAAAGUGUUGUGCUUGAACAUUUGCGACCCUCAACAAAAUUGAAAAGUCUCACCAUCAAAGGCUAUGGGGGAAUCAACUUUCCAAAGUGGUUGGGUGAUUCUUUAUUUAGCAACAUGGUGUAUUUAAGGAUCUCAAAUUGUGAUGAUUGUUUAUGGCUUCCACCGCUUGGACAAUUGGGUAAUCUGAAAGAACUCAUUAUUGAAGGGAUGCAAUCAAUGGAGACAAUUAGUAUUGACUUCUAUGGAAGUGAUAGUUCUUCAUUUCAACCAUUUCCUUCUUUGGAGACUCUACACUUUGAGGAUAUGCAAGGGUGGGAGGAAUGGGACUGGAUUGGAGGUACGACUAUAGAGUUUCCUAGUCUAAAAACCUUGUCACUAAGUAAGUGCCCACAACUGGGAUUAGGAAACAUAGCUGACAAAUUUCCUUCCUUAACUAGACUUGAGUUAAGAGAAUGUCCUCUAUUGGUGCAAUCAAUGCCAUCAUUAGAUCAUGCAUUCAGCGAAAUGAUGUUCCCUUUCCAUUCUCUUCGGCAGUUGACCAUAGACGGCUUUCCAUCUCUGACGUCUUUUCCAACAGACGGUCUACCAGAAACAUUGAAAUUUCUCAUAAUUAGUAAUUGUGAGAAUCUAGAGUUCCUUCCUCAUGAACUCUUGCACAAUUAUACAUCGCUCGAGGAAUUGAAAAUAUCUUAUAGCUGUAAUUCAAUGAUAUCAUUUACCUUGGGCGCUCUCCCUGUCCUCAAGAGUUUGUUUAUUGAGGGUUGUAAAAAUUUGAAAUCGAUAUUAAUUGCAGAAGGAGCGUCAGAAAAGAGUCUCUCAUUUCUUAGAAGCAUCAAAAUAUGGGAUUGUAAUGAAUUGGAGUCAUUUCCCCCAGGUGGAUUGGCCACUCCAAACCUCGUUUAUAUUGCAGUGUGGAAGUGUGAGAAGCUUCGUUCAUUACCUGAAGCAAUGAACACUCUAACUGCCCUUCAAGAAAUGGAAAUUGAUAAUCUGCUAAAUCUUCAAUCUUUUGUUAUAGCGGAUUUGCCUAUCAGUUUAAGGGAAUUGACUGUUGGAUCUGUUGGAGGGAUUUUGCGGAAUACUGAGCCAACUUGGAUACAUCUCAAAUGUCUAUCAGUGUUGCGAAUUAAAGGCGGUGAUAUGGUGAAAACGUUCGUGGUGCCAUUCCUACCUACAUUUCUCGUGACACUAUGCAUUUGUGGUCUUGAUGAUAAAAACAUUGAUUGGAAAUGGCUUCGACAUCUCACUUCUCUCCAAAACCUUGAGAUUGUUAACGCUCCCAAACUCAAGUUGUUGCCAAAAAAAGGAUUGUCUUCCUCUCUUUUAGUACUAAGUAUGACACACUGUCCAUUACUGAAAGCAAGUUUGCGGAGAAAGCAAGGGAAAGAGUGGCGUAAGAUUGCUCACAUUCCCUCCAUAAUUAUAGAUGGCGAAUUGAUCACAUGAGUUUCCUGUCAGGAAUUGUAUUCUGUCACCCCUACUUCUGCCCAAUCUUGCUGCUGUGAGAAGCCGAAUUCGCAUACACAACCUGCACGCUGCAAUCAGUCCAUUAAAUGUUUUACUGAUGAGGAACGGAUUAAGUGACUUCAAAUAUUUUAGGAUUCAGAAAAGGUGAUUACUGCUGGAGCCACUAGGACAGGCAGCAAUUUUCUGUUAGAGUUGAUUUCGUAGCAACUUCUAUGCCGCAGAGCAUUGGAUGCAGUAGAGGAUCCAUACUCAUAAAAUCAAAGAGGAACAGUGUUUUCUUAUAAGCUACAUUCUGUUAUGAUUUCUAACGUCAUUCUUAUUCAUUCGAACUAAGCAACUUAUUCAUUCAGAUAUUAGUUUUUAGCUACAAUACCAUUAAGCCUAGCAAGGAAAUAUAACUGAUAUUUUCAGAGUUAUUUAGCGUGCCUUGCCUAGCAAGGAAAUAUAACAAUGGCCAAAACUGCAAUUUAGCCAUAAACUUUUAACAGAGUUAUUUUUCAGUUUGAAAUCAGUUGCAUAUUUCUAUUACUCUGUCAAUUCUUAUAAAUGAAUCAUCACAAUGUUAAAUGACAAUGUUUAUAGGUUUUGAUGUUUGAACCUUUUGCUAGACUUGUAAAAGUGACACAAGUUUAAUUAGUAAAAAUAAAUUUGUAUUUGAGAUUAUCCAAAACAAAAAGUCUAUCAAACUUCAGUAUGCCUAGUACAAAUUUCUCAUCUUAAUUCUAAG